This is a messenger RNA of Phyllostomus hastatus (greater spear-nosed bat), 1557 nucleotides long. Its product is annotated as butyrophilin subfamily 3 member A3-like. Gene Ontology annotation, molecular function: protein binding. The annotation marks the transcript as partial. NCBI's taxonomy places the organism in Eukaryota, Metazoa, Chordata, Mammalia, Chiroptera, Phyllostomidae. The record is from RefSeq and is a predicted model, not a curated record. The transcript has a single exon.
CGGAUGUGUUUCUGGACCCAGACACGGCGCACCCCACCCUCCGUGUUUCUGAGGACAAGAGGAGCCUGCAGUGGGCGGAAACACGGCAGAACGUGCCAGACAACCCCGAGAGAUUUCAGGGGAAUCUCUGUGUGCUGGGCUGUGAGAGCUUCACGUCAGGGAGACACUUCUGGGAGGUGGAAGUGGGGGACAGGGGACAGUGGUGUGUUGGGGUGUGCAGGGAGAAUGUGGAGAGGACAUUUCCUGUUAAAAUAAUACCCGAGAAUGGAUUUUGGGGAAUGAGGCAGUCUCAUGGGAAUGACUACUGUGGUCUCACGAACCCUCAGACCAAACUAACCCUUGUCCACCCCCCUGAGAGGGUGGGGGUUUUCCUGGACUGUGAGCUGGGGCAGGUCUCGUUCUACAAUGCCCUCGACGGGUCUCACAUCUUCACCUUCCUACACGCCCGCUUCUCUGGGCCUCUGAGGCCUGUUUUUGAGACUCGGACCUCGGAGCCCACUCCCUUGACCAUUUGCCCAGCGCAGGAAGCAGUGGGGGGAUCCCUUGUGCCUGACCCAGGGCCUGACCCUUCCCUGGAGACCCCAGGGGCCCUGGCAUCAGCUGAUGGGAAUGGGGACCCUCAGGCUGAAGAAACAUCUCUGCUUCUCGCUGCCCAGCCUGGAGCUGAGGGCGUCCUGAACAGCAAACCUCUCAGCAAAAAAACACUAAAAUCACACUGAGUGACGGACUUCACUGACAUUCAUUCAAUUUUUCCACAUGAGAUUAAGGACACAAGGGGCAGUUAACUUUCCGAAGGUAACGCAGCUUCGAACAAGCAGAGCUGACAUUUACAGACAAGUUAACAUGUACUGGGAGCUGUGCUACCUGCUUCAGGUGAAUCUCACUCAGUAAUCCUCACAAGAACCCUGUGGGAAGCUGCAAAUUACAUCUCCUUUGUCAUUCAUACAAAAACAGUGUUGCUGGGCGAUGUCCAUCCCCUGCCCCUUCCACUCCCUCUCGUCUGUCCCUUUGCAGCUGAUUGUCCUGUUGGGCAGGGUCAUGAGCAGCCCCGAGGGUCCCUCCCAGGGCACCAAGGGUAAAGGUCACUGCAGGUGACUGUGAAGGCCACACCCACUUGGAUCCUUCAAGGUCAACUGUCAGAGCCAUGGUCCACCCCUUCACUGACGGGCUCUGCAGGACACCGUGGUCCAGAGGGUGAACUCACAGUGACCCCAUCACACAGGCUGAGAAGGGACCAGCGGCCACUCUCUGAACCAGCCUGUGACCUGCGGGCACAGAGCAGACCCACCCUCCCACCUCCCACCUGAAGGUCCUCUGUGAGCAGGACGGUGGGGGGAGGGGCAGACGAACAUCAGUGGAAGUUCCAUCACACGGGGGGACCCACGUCCAGGACAGGGACGCCCACCGCUGACCACCCACUGUGGUUCCCGAGGUUCCUGUCACCUGUGGGUCCUGGGGAAAGGCCGCUCUUCCUCCUCAUCAUCGUCACUGUGACUGUUCACCAUGAGUCCCCUCCCCCCGCAUGUGGGUGUCAUGUCACCUGUGUUAAGUAAAGUU